Messenger RNA from Triplophysa dalaica, 3381 nucleotides. RefSeq names its product solute carrier family 6 member 15 (gene slc6a15). NCBI's taxonomy places the organism in Eukaryota, Metazoa, Chordata, Actinopteri, Cypriniformes, Nemacheilidae. Gene Ontology annotation, molecular function: proline:sodium symporter activity. Gene Ontology annotation, cellular component: plasma membrane. Gene Ontology annotation, biological process: L-leucine transport; sodium ion transmembrane transport. Bases 322 to 2547 code for a protein of 741 amino acids. The record is from RefSeq and is a predicted model, not a curated record. The transcript has 12 exons.
GAUAAGACAGCAUCUGCGCCUCAUGCAUGGUACCACCGGCCACAUUUCAUUUCGAUCAGACAUCAUAUGCUGUGUGUCUUAAAGCCAUCAAAUCAUACAAGAGGAAAUAGCAACAAAACCUCUGAUUAUUCUUUCCUCUUUGUCCCUAAUAAGGAAGCUUAUACUACAAAAAUGAGAAGAUAAACUUUUCAACCCACACCUUCCUCUGUGCAUUCACUGAAUCCCAUUUUGACCUGCCUUUAACCCUUUUGACACACAUCUACCCCUGCUGAGGGUUUAUAAGAUUCUCUCACCCCCAUCGGCAAAAAAGACAUUUUUCAAAUGCCCAAAAACAGCAAAACAGCCAAGAGAGAGAUUGACGAUGACGAAGUUACUGAAUCUGUCAAAGACUUACUCUCCAAUGAAGACACAUGUGAGGACUCUUUCAAGAAAAGCUCUCUGACAGUGGGAGAUGUUCCUCCGAAAAAAGAGCGCGAUGCUGAGGAGGGUUCAGAGGAGGAAGAGGAGGAAGAGGAGGAGAGGCCUGCGUGGAGCAGCAAGCUCCAGUACAUCCUUGCCCAAGUUGGCUUUUCAGUGGGUCUGGGCAACGUAUGGAGGUUUCCCUAUUUAUGCCAGAAAAAUGGCGGAGGAGCAUACCUGAUUCCAUACUUCAUUCUGCUGGUGGUGAUAGGGAUCCCCCUCUUCUUUCUUGAACUAGCAGUGGGUCAGCGUAUCCGCCGGGGCAGCAUCGGGGUGUGGAACUACAUCAGCCCACGCCUUGGCGGCAUUGGCUUCGCCAGCUGUUUGGUGUGCUUCUUUGUGGCUCUCUAUUAUAACGUCAUCAUCGGCUGGAGCCUGUUCUACUUCUCACAGUCCUUCCAACAGCCUCUUCCAUGGCAUGAAUGUCCCCUGGUCAAAAACCAAACCCACACAUAUAUCGAACCAGAGUGUGAGAAAAGCUCGGCCACUACAUUCUAUUGGUAUCGUGAGGCCCUGAACAUCUCCGACUCCAUCUCAGAGGGAGGAGGACUUAACUGGAAGAUGACUUUAUGUCUACUGUUUGCGUGGACGUUGGUUUGUCUCGCAAUGAUCAAGGGCAUCCAAUCUUCCGGAAAGGUCAUGUACUUCAGCUCUCUGUUCCCUUACUUGGUGCUUAUUUGCUUCCUGGUCCGUGCUUUCCUUCUAAAAGGCUCUGUGGACGGGAUCGCCCACAUGUUCACCCCCAAGCUGGAAAUCAUGCUGGAAACCAAAGUAUGGCGUGAAGCUGCCACACAGGUCUUUUUUGCCCUGGGUCUCGGUUUCGGUGGCGUAAUUGCUUUCUCCAGCUACAACAAGCGAGACAACAACUGCCACUUUGAUGCUGUGCUGGUCUCCUUCAUUAACUUCUUCACCUCAGUGUUGGCCACGCUGGUCGUGUUCGCCGUGCUGGGCUUCAAAGCCAACAUCAUGAACGCCAAAUGUGUGGAAAUAAACACAAAAAAGAUCGUUGAUCUCCUUGGCAAAGAAAUCAAACACAGUUUGAUCCCACACCAUAUUAACUUCAGCGAUGUUACCCCUGAGGACUACCAGCAAAUGACCACUAUUAUCCGGGGUGUGAUGGAAAACGAUUACCCACGCCUAGGUUUAGCCAACUGCGACAUCAAAGAGGAGCUUAACAAGGCAGUUCAGGGUACAGGAUUGGCCUUCAUCGCCUUCACUGAAGCUAUGACCCAUUUCCCAGCUUCACCUUUUUGGUCUGUCAUGUUCUUUCUUAUGUUGGUUAAUCUGGGACUGGGCAGCAUGUUCGGGACCAUCCAGGGCAUCCUGACGCCCAUUGUUGACACCUUCAAAGUGCGCAAGGAAUACCUCACAGUUGGUUGCUGUGUACUUGCCUUCGGCAUUGGUUUAAUCUUUGUCCAGCGCUCUGGAAACUACUUUGUAGCCAUGUUUGAUGACUAUUCUGCUACUCUGCCUCUCCUCAUCGUGGUUCUUCUGGAGAACAUAGCUGUUGCUUGGAUCUACGGUACAGAUAAGUUCUUUGAGGAUUUAAAGGACAUGCUUGGGUUCACUCCAUAUCGCUUUUAUUACUACAUGUGGAAGUUUGUGACACCGGUUCUGCUAAUAGGGCUUCUGGUCACAAGCAUCAUCCAGCUGGGUCUGUCUCCACCCAGCUACAGUGCAUGGAACCAGCAAAUGGCUCAAGAACAAUCUCUCAGCUACCCUCCCUGGGGCCUGGCUGUGUGCAUCUCGCUGGUGGUCUUCGCCAUUCUCCCCGUACCCGUGGUUUUUAUUCUGCGCUGUCUGAACAUAAUUGACGAGAACGCAGGAGGCCUGUCCACCGUCUCCUAUAAGAAGGGUCGCAUUAUUAAAGAGACGACAUGUCUAACCAGAGAGGACGAGGAAGGAGAUGACGCUAGUCUUCUCCAAGCAAAGACGCAGAGUGAAGCUCCCUCACCCAUGCCAUCCAACUACCGCAAGCAGAGCAGCCCUCCAUCCAACGCAGACAUCAUGCUCAACGGUAACUGUGGCACUGGAUACGUAAUGCCCAAUAUCACAGACAUUCCGGACAUGCCCGAAUCUGAUUUGUGAAACUUUCCAGCUUUGUGCUGUGUGGACCAGUCCCGUUUAAUUUGUCAUGUGAGGCUGAACGUUCAAUUUUGUGCACGUUUCUCACCAUUUCAUCUUUUCAGCUGAAACCAACCAUCUUAUUAACCAAUCAAAAUCAAGCUCCCUUCCUUGUCUGUCCAGUGGUCUCAUUCCAAUCCCCACCCACUUUUGAACCUUCUUUUCUUACAGCCAUCUUUAUCUUCAUAGGUCAUUGACAGAUACUGGUCCAGAAAGUUGUAUUAUAUCUGUAUCUAGAACUCACGCACCCUGUCCCAGUUCCCCAACUGUCGGCACGCACUUAACAGUCUCUGUAUGUCUGUAGGGGUCCCAGAUCCCUGGUUUAUGCUCUACUGUAGAAUGGCUAUUUGUACAUAAAUAUUAUUUUGCAGGGCAGUUGAUGUCCAACAAAAAACGAGAUUAGUAGCAGUUAAGCAGCUUCGGAGAAGUCUAGAAUGUAACGUGCGUGUGAGACAUGGACAACAUGCAGUACUUUUCUUUUGGAUGUUAAUCAUUGCGUGUCAGCGUAUGGAUUGCAUUGAAAAAACGACCCUAAUCCAUUAUUUUAAACGGCGUGCCUAUUGAAUUCUCACAUGUUAGGACAUUAAAUAAAUGUUGUACAUUUAAGAAUUUCUGUAAAUUAUGAACAAAUUGGAAUAUAGUUUUGGUACGAAGUGCUUAAAAUCCAGAUCGCUGACUUUUAUGUUUGUAUGUCUGCUUAUGUGCUAUCAUUGUUAUAUCAUGGGAAAGAGUUGUUUCUUUCCUCCCUCUUCCUGUAAAUAUUUUUUUCCAUGAAUUUGCUCAAUUACACAGUAUUUC